Messenger RNA from Racocetra persica, 282 nucleotides. Lineage: Eukaryota; Fungi; Glomeromycota; Glomeromycetes; Diversisporales; Gigasporaceae. The record is from the annotation of a GenBank genome assembly.
GUUAUGCUUUCAGAUAUUGAGGAACUCUUUCCAGUACAAUUGUUUGUUGAAGAGACACAUAGAUCGCAACAUAUGCUUGUGGUAUCACAAUCGAAAGUAUCAAGAAUAAAUCUUAGUCUCCAAGCUCAUGACUAUGCAAUUAUGGCAUGCCGCAUACACCAUAGUUCUGGCAUAAAAAUUGCACUAAAAUUAUUGGCACCUUACAAUAAUACAAGUGCAAUACACUUUAGACAUGUGCGUGAAACCAAUAAAAAUAUAUGCACUGAACAACAAUUAAAAUGA